AUGCGCGACACUCUGUCUGAUCGCCUGCUCCGACGUGAGCUGCAAGACUCGGCUGGCCGUUCAAGGAAGGUGAGGUCGAUAUAUGGCGACAAGAACUGGAUCCGUGAUCUGGACAUCGUGAACGAGCUCGACGGUCAUUCGGGCUGCGUGAAUGCUCUCAGGUUUGCCAUUCCUCCAACUGCUGCAUACCAUGGCUCUUCUCUAACUCGCUCAUCACUGUNNAGUUGGUCCAAGUCAGGCCGUCUCCUUGCCUCCGGCUCCGAUGAUCAGCACAUCAACAUCCACACCUAUCAACCAGAUGACUCGAACUCGCAAUUCAAACUGGCCACUAGCAUCGCCACCGGCCAUCGUGCCAACAUCUUCUCCGUCAAGUUCAUGCCUCAUUCCAACGACCGCACCGUCAUAUCCGCUGCUGGUGAUCACGAAGUCCGCAUCUUUGAUCUGGAGUACUCUGGCGCCGCUACAGAAGCAUCACGCGCAUCCGCCAUGGCUAUGAACGGUGCCAAUAGAGGCAUGCGAGGCAAUGCACAAGAUGGAGUACGCCAUUUGAGCGACGGGGACACAAACUGCAGAGUUUAUCGCUCCCACGGCGACAGAGUAAAGAGAGUCGUGACUGAGUCUUCCNCCCAUCUCUUCCUGACUUGCUCAGAAGACGGAGAAGUGCGCCAAUGGGAUCUGCGUCAACCGUCGUCUGCCUACCCUUCUCCUUCCAGUAGGUCCGCAUCUACAGUCUCUGUACCUCCUCCCCUAAUCUCCUAUAAACGUUAUGACCUGGAUCUCAAUACCAUCUCUUGUUCGCCGAGUCAACCUCACUACAUCGCCCUCGGUGGUGCUCAUCUUCACUGUUUCCUCCAUGAUCGCAGAAUGAUUGGACGCGACAAAAUGNAUGAACGCGCGGCUUCACCCCUCUCCGUGACGAAUCUCUCCGACAUGGAUGAAGAUUUGCUUGGUCAAGCCACUCGAUGUGUGCGUAAAUUCGCACCUCGGGGCCAGCGUAUCAUGGCGCAAAGAGAUUCCGGACAUAUCACCGCUUGUAAGAUCAGUGAUGCUUAUCCAAACGAGAUUAUAGUCAGUUGGUCUGGUGAUCAUGUCUACAGCUUUGAUCUAGUACGCAGCCCAGAUGCUAGCGAAGGCUCUAGAGAACAGCUCUCGACAAAUAAAUCAAACAGCCAAAGAACGAGAGAAAGUAACGAAAGAAAACGCAAAAAGAGAACAGCAAGCCAACUUUCGCAUUCCCCUGGAGCAUCCUCUCGUGUACAUCCACGUCAACGAACCGAGUCUACCGCUUUGCGAGUGAGGUAUCAAAAUGGUCAAAGCGAGGACAUUCCGAUCGCUCGUUCCACAAGCCCCGUCUCCUCUCUGCGAGAGAGUGUGAUGACGGACAGGCAACGGAAAGCAUAUCGUCUUGCCAAGACAGUGGUUGAGCUUCGUAGGACUAUGUUCACCCUCAACGAACAAACGAUCACUCCUUCGAGCAGAGACUUGACUGGCCACGCUACGGAGUUCACUUCAGUGCGAAGUCUGGCCGCUACUAUACUGCCUCAGAUGCAAGAGAUUACUCGGACUUGGCGCUACCCAAUCGCCCCAGUUCAAGAAGAAGUCUUGCUACAAAGAACAUUGCGUUCCAACAGAGAAUCUGCUUGGCGUUUCGUGCAAGCAUCUGGUGUCAUUGCACGAGCACUUGGUGGACAACCGCAUACUGCUAGCCAAGAAAUCUUCGACACGCCUCUUUUUGCUCGUAUUGACCAUGCCCCGAAUGAGGGCAGUAGUCUCGGUGACCGCGAGCGGUUUGGCUACGAUUUUGUGAAGGCCAUCUUUCUAUGGCUCGAUAGUGGGUUGGGAGCAUUAAUCGAUGGCUUUACUAGAUCUUCGGAUGUCGCUCGAUAUGCAUCUCGUUUGCCGGUUCCGAAGGACGCCAGUGCCGACGCGUUCGACGAGUGUAUCGUACCCUAUCUUCUGGCUCACUCAUCCAACUCUCCAGUCUGCAACGUUGAUGCUUCGAGAUUCGAGGUAGACGAGAAUCGUGUUAUCUAUGAAACGGAGACCGAUGCAGUAAGAGCAUUCGUCGAGGCUGUCAAGACGCCUUUCGCAGACCUGUCAUCAGAUGAUCCUAUGGAAGACGCACUUCAUUUCACCCAAAGACGGGGUGAUGCCUUAUUACACUGGGGCUUGAAAGUUGCUCGUGGAGUCCUCAUGAACGCUGGCGAGGGCGUGAAUUUUGCUCUCGUAGACCGAGCAUUUGGUGGCCUCGGCACAGGUAAUAAUGCAGCGGCUCGGGAAGAUGCACGACUACGAGAACGACAGCGUCAAAUUGACACCACCGAAGACGAACCUAUGGCGGAGUCAAUGGAGGUUAUUGAAGCUUCGUCAGACCAAUUUUCAGAAGAGGAAGAUGUCAUUGCCAUGAGCGAGAUAAGAGCUGCCAUGGGAGAGUACAGCGACGAAGAAGACGAAGGAGAUGACGAAGAAGACAGUGACGGCGAGAGCAUUAACUUCCCGCUUACUGGACCCGAAGAGCAGGACGAUGGAACGGAUGAGGACGAAGACGAAGGUGCUGAUGCAAGCCAGGACGAGAGUGGACCUGAAGAAGAGGAUGAUGAUGAAGAGGAAGAGGAAGAGGAGGAAUUCCCCCAUUUGAUCUACCGCAGUGCGCUCGGUAGACGUCGCAAGCGAGGUGAAGUUGAGAGGGAUGUCUACUGCUCGCCCCACACCAGAGUCUACCGAGGUCACUGCAAUGUCAAGACGGUCAAAGAUGUCAAUUUCUUCGGCCUGGAUGACGAAUAUGUCGUGUCCGGCUCAGAUGACGGCAAUUUUUUCGUCUGGGAUCGCAAAACAUCACGAUUGGUCAAUAUCCUCGAAGGUGAUGGAGAAGUGGUAAACGUGCUUCAAGGUCACCCAUACGAACCUAUGUUGGCGGCGAGCGGCAUCGACCACACAAUCAAAAUCUUCUCGCCAGAUGCAAGGGCGCGAGAAGCCGCUAGGCUCGGACGAGGGGUCGAGGCGGUGGACAGUUCAACAUUCUCGUCGAUAUCUUGGAUGAGACGAAGAAGACAGAACAGACAGGGCAACAUCACAUCAGAACCUGCCGUGGAUGCAGGCGCCGAAGAGCGAAACGCAGCAGACGACGAUGAAUAUGUGGCACCUGGCGGACUGGCGAGCAAGAAACGCAUGCACUUGGAGCACCAGAUCACAUCCCAGAAUGAUGUAGAACGACAAGGAGGGAACCAAGAAACUUUCCUUACGAGAAGUAUGCUUGCCUCCCUGGCUCAACACCUCAGAAGGCAAAGGGCCGAAGGAGGGGCUGAAGGAGAGGGCAGAGUUGUCAUUGGAGACGACUGUAUUAUUCAAUAG
Molecule: messenger RNA, 3351 nt
Organism: Aureobasidium uvarum
Lineage: Eukaryota; Fungi; Ascomycota; Dothideomycetes; Dothideales; Saccotheciaceae
Source: the annotation of a GenBank genome assembly